Messenger RNA from Porites lobata, 7680 nucleotides. The record is from the annotation of a GenBank genome assembly. NCBI's taxonomy places the organism in Eukaryota, Metazoa, Cnidaria, Anthozoa, Scleractinia, Poritidae.
UUGGUUCCUAAUUUUAUUGGACGUCAAAGCGAGUGUGCAGAGAUUAUGGGUCACGUGACUUCUGAAUCUACCCGGCUCGUGUCGAUCUGGGGUUCACCUGGAUUUGGAAAAACAUCGGUUGCGAUUGCAGUGGGACACGAUCUCCAGUCUAAAGGAAUGCCGGUCUGUUGGCUUUCAUUACGUGAACUGAAGUCAAAAACAGAUCUCGUUUCAAAGCUUCUAAGCUUUUUUAAGCCAUCUGUCAGAAAUGACCAUCCAUCCUUUUCCUAUCCAUCCCUUGAUGAUCAGCUUUAUCAACUUUUAAGCGAAAUUUCCGAUCGAUCUAUUUUUAUUCUUGAUAAUGCUGAUAAUUUAUUAGAAGCAGGAGCCGAUCGGCUCCUGUUAGAAGAUGGUGAGCGCAAAAGCAUGAAAGAAGAGGACGUCAUACAACUUUUGAAAGAAAUUCUCAGGCGAAGUAAGGCGACCAUAUUUGCUUUAACGACGAGAGAAUCGCUAGAUUUUCUCAAUAUAGAUUUGCAAGGUCACCAGAGUGUAAGGAUCAGACCAUUGGAUGAAGAAUCUGCAAAGACAUUAGUAGAGGCCCUUCUUCCAGCAGCAAGUUCUUCAGACUGUACACGAAUCCUCCAAAUCUGUGGACUUGUACCCCUUGCAAUAAAGUUAAUGUGUUCGUCAAUUUCUGAAGAUAAGGCUGAACCAAGUCAAUAUCUCGAUGAAUUCAUGCAGUUCGCCUCCACAGCGAGUAUCGCCGAGAUGUUAGACAGGCCAGAUUACCCAGACGAGUACAGAUUACAGUCUCUUUUUGAGUUAUCUUUUAAGAGGCUAACUGCACAAGAGAAAGAAGCACUAGUGUCAUUGAGUAUUCUUCGAGAGAAUUUUAGUACUGAGGUUGCUGCAGCUGUUUUCGAUGAAAAUAAUUUUCAGACCAAGAAGUUAUUGCACAGCCUUCGGAGAAAGUCGCUUCUUGAUUCAGGUUUGCAGCAAGAGUUCUUCACGAUGCACAAGCUGAUUCAAACAUUUGCAAGAGAAAAGGGACAAAAUGAAAUGAAAGACACGGUCCUUAAAUCAAAGCAGCGCUUGAACAGGUUUUACGUGUCACGAUUUAAGAAGCUGAAUCAGCAAUAUCUCACUGGUCAUUCAAUGGAGGCGUUUCGUACUUUCUGUAAAGAUGAGCAAAGCAUUAUUCAAAGUUUGCGGGAGUCUCUCUCUGAUCCCAUUACAGCCCCCCCAGUUUUUGAGGUCUUAGCAAAGGGAGAGUUAUUUCUUGAUAAUCUCUUUUACCUAGAGGGAUCAAACACCUUUGACGAAAUUUACGAUUUGGCAAUUGAGGCUGCGAGGAAGUUUGAGGCAAACGAGUCUUACAGUCGGCUACUGGUUUCAAAGGCGUUUGCAGAAGCAUGUUGGGGCGCAAAGGGAAGUACGGUGCAGUUGCUUUGUAGAGCAAAGGAAGCUGAAGUUUCGGCACUGCCUUCAGUUUCCAUGUCAGAACUACAUGGUAAACAUCUGUGUUACUUAGGAAUUCAAAACCUUACUAGCGGUAAAACGGAAGAUGGAGUUCACCUUUUACGAGAGGCUAUUCAGUUGAUGCAUGGAAGCCCAAAUUUGACAGUUCUUAGGCUGGUUGCUCUCCAAAUUCUUAGUCAUUUUUCCCAAAUUCAAAGCAAAGUGGUCGACUUGAAUCAGUUACUGUACAAUGCCGAAAAGGAAUGCCAGAUAGUAGAAGACGCAGAUCUACUUUUGAAGUCCUCACGGAAAAGCAAAGAGAGAAAAACCAAAGUAGGAGAAAAGCAAACAAACUCCAGCAUUCUUUCUAACCACCCACUAACGUGGCAAGUACUUGACCUUGUUACCAAAGCAACAGAGAACUUCAUGGAUUCCGAUACUGAGCAUCAUCUUACAAAUAUUUUGCAUAAAAUGCUGAAAGACAUCGAAAUAGAAGAGCACGUUUCAAUAGGUCUCUUUCGUUUUUAUCGCAAUGUCAUAGCCCUAUUACCCACAAGCGAAGACAAGAAAGUGCGCCUUGAAAAAAGAAUCGAUUACCAUCAAGCAGCUCUAAGCCGAUGUAGUGAAAACUCCUCCCCUUAUCACCUGCAAAGCAAAGCUCUUGCAGAGUGUUACAUGGAUCUUGGAAUGAUUCUCUUCCGUUCUGCCUUAAGGGCAGAACAGAAAGGGCCGGGCUUAUCAAGCUCACUUGACGGAGAAGAACACCCAAGCCCUGCGAGUGGUAAUCAUAGCUUUGGCACCACUCAAAAAUCCCUCGGAGUCUUCAAAGCAGCACUAGAUUCUUAUCAUCACGCACUUAACAUCCGCCUUAACCUGUUUGGAGAAAACCACGCAGACACUGCUAAUACCUAUCAUAAACUUAGCACAACCCAACAUUUCCUUGGAGACUUCAGCACAGCACUAGAUUCUGAACAGCAUGCACUUGACAUCCGCCUUAAACUUUUUGGACAAGAACACGGAGACACUGCUGAUAGCUAUCAUAACCUCGGAGCCACUCAAAAUUCACUUGGAGAUUUCCAUUCAGCAUUAGAUUCUAAACAGCAUGAACUUGAUAUCUGCUUAAAACUGUUUGGAGAGGAGCAUGCACGUAUUGCUGGUAUUUAUCAUACACUUGGCGUCACUCAAUAUUCACUUCGAGACUUCAGCGCAGCAAUAGAUUCUGAACAGCAUGCACUUGACAUCCGCCUAAAACUUUUUGGAGAAGAUCACGCAAGCACUGCUGAUAGUUAUUAUGGACUUGGCGUCAUUCAGCAAUCGCUUGGAGACUUCACUGCAGCACUAGAUUCCCACCAGCACGCACUUGACAUCCGCCGAACACUGUUUGGAGAAGAAAACCCAGACACACUUGAUAGUUAUCAUAGCCUUGGCCACAUUCAACGUUCACUUGGAGACGUCAAUUCAGCAUUAGAUUCUAAACAGCAUGAACUUAACAUCUGCUUAAAACUGUUUGGAGAAGAACAUGAACGUACUGCUGGUAUUUAUCAUACACUUUGUGUCACGCAAUAUUUACUUGGAGACUUCACCGCAGCGCUGGAUUCUGAACAGCAUGCACUUGACAUCCACCUUAAACUGUUUGGAGAAGAUCACGCAAGCACUGCUGAUAGUUAUAAUGGACUCGGCGUCAUUCAACAUACCCUUGAAGACUUCACUGCAGCACUAGAUUCUAAACAGCACGCACUGGACAUCCGCCGUAAACUGUUUGGAGAAGAACAUGCAAGCAGUGCUGAUAGUUAUCAUAACAUUGGAACCACUCAACAUUCACUUGGAGACGUACAGGCGGCACUAGUUUCUAAACAGCAUGCACUUGACAUUCGCCUAAAACUGUUUGGGGAAGAACAUGCAAGCACUGCUGAUAGUUAUUAUGGACUUGGCGUUAUUCAGCAAUCGCUUGGAGACUUCACUGCGGCACUAGAUUCUGUACAGCACGCACUAGACAUACGCCUUAAACUGUUUGGAGAAGAUAACCCAGACAUACUUGAUAGUUAUCAUAGCCUUUUCAACAUUCAACAUUCACUUGGAGAAAUCAAUUCAGGAUUAAAUUCUAAACAGCACGAACUUAACAUCUGCUUAAAACUGUUUGGAGAAGAACAUGCACGUACUGCUAGUAUUUAUCAUACACUUGGUGUCACGCAAUAUUUACUUGGAGACUUCACCGCAGCGCUGGAUUCUGAACAGCAUGCACUUGACAUCCACCUUAAACUGUUUGGAGAAGAUCACGCAAUCACUGCUGAUAGUUACAAUGGACUCGGCGUCAUUCAACAUACCCUUGGAGACUUCACUGCAGCACUAGAUUCUAAACAGCACGCACUGGACAUCCGCCGUAAACUGUUUGGAGAAGAACACGCAAGCACUGCUGAUAGUUAUCAUACCCUUGGUGCAACUCAAAAUUCACUUGGAGACUCCAAUGCAGCAUCAGAUUCUAAACAGCAUGCACUUGACAUUCGCCUAAAACUGUUUGGAGAAGAACACGCAAGCACUGCAGAUAGCUACCAUGGACUAGGCGUUAUUCAACAUUCGCUUGGGGACUUCACUGCAGCACUAGAUUCUCAACAGCACGCACUUGACAUACGCCUGAAACUGUUUGGAGAAUACCACGCAGAAACUGCCAAUAGUUAUCAUAAACUUGGCGCAACUCAACAUUCACUUGGAGACAACAAUGCAGCACUAGAUUCUCACCAGCACGCACUUGACAUCCGCCUUAAACUGUUUGGAGAAGAAAACCUAGACACUCUUGAUAGUUAUCAUAGCCUUGGCCACAUUCAACGUUCGCUUGGAGACGUCAAUUCAGCAUUAGAUUCUGAACAGCAUGCACUUGACAUCUGCCCAAAACUGUUUGAAGAGGAACAUGCAUGUACUGCUUGUAUUUAUCAUAGCCUGGCCAUCACUCAAUAUUUACUUCAAGACUUCAGCGCAGCACUAGAUUCUGAACAGCAUGCUCUUGACAUCCGCCUAAAACUGUUUGGAGAAGAUCACCCAAACACCGCUGAUAGUUAUUAUAGACUCGGCGUCAUUCAACAUUCGCUUGGAGACUUCACUGCAGCAUCAGAAUCUAAACAGCAAGCACUUGAAGUACGCCUGAAACUGUUUGGAGAAGAACACUCAUGCACUGCAGAUAGUUACCAUGGACUAGGCAUCAUUCAACAUUCGCUUGGGGACUUCACUGCAGCACUAGAUUCUGAACAGCAUGCACUUGACAUCCGCCUAAAGCUGUUUGGAGAAGAACACGCAGACACUGUUGACAGUUAUCAUAACCUUAGCGCUUUUCAACAUUCACUUGGAGACUUAAGUGCAGCACUAAAUUCUGGACAGCAUGCACUAGACAUUCACCAAAAAAUUUUUGAAGACGAGAACGCAUGUACUGCUGAUAGUUAUUAUAAACUUGGCGCCAUCCAACAUUUACUUGGAGACUUCAAGGCAGCAUUAGAUUCUGAACAGCACGCACUUGACAUCCGCCGUAAACUGUUUGGAGAAGAACACGCAAGCACUGCUGAUAGUUAUCAUAACCUUGGCAUCACUCAACAUUCACUUGGAGACUUCAGCGCAGCGCUAGAUUCUGAACAGCAUGCUCUUGACAUCCGCCUUAAACUGUUUGGAGAAAAGCACGCAUGCACUGCAGAUAGUUACCAUGGAAUAGGCAUCAUUCAACUUUCACUUGGAGACUUCAGCGCAGCGCUAGAUUCUGAACAGCAUGCUCUUGACAUCCGCCUUAAACUGUUUGGAAUAGAGCACGCAUGCACUGCUGAUAGUUAUCAUCGACUUGGCGUCAUUCAACAUUCAAUGAGAGACUUCACUGCUGCCCUAUCUUCUAAUCAGCAUGCACUUGACAGCCGUCUUAAACUGUUUGGGGAAAAACACGCAAGCACCGCUAAGAGUUAUAAUAAUCUUGGCACCACUCAACAGUCACUUGGAGACUUCCACGCGGCCCUAGUUUCUAAUCAACAUGCACUUGACAUCAACCUCAAACUGUUUGGGGAAGAACAGGCAAGCACCGCUGUUAGUUAUAAUAAUCUUGGUGAAACUCAACAUUCACUUGGAGACUUCAACGCAGCACUAGAUUCAAAACAGCAUGCACUUCACAUCCACCUUAAACUGUUUGGAGAAGAACACGCAAGCACUGCUGAUUGUUAUAAUAACCUUGGUGCAACUCAACAUUCACUUGAAGACUUCCACGCAGCCCUAUGUUCUCAUCAGCAUGCACUUCACAUCCGUCUUAAACUGUUUGGAGAAAACCACGCAAGCACCGCUAAGAGCUAUCAUAACCUUGGCACCACUCAACAUUCACUUCAAGACUUUCACGCAGCCCUAUGUUCUUAUCAGCAUGCACUUGAUAUCCACCUUCAACUGUUUGGAGAAGAACACGCAAGCACUGCUAAUAGUUAUUGUCAUCUUAGUGCAACUCAACGUUCACUCCGAGACUUCAGCGCAGCACUAGAUUCUGAACAGCAUGCACUUGACAUCCACCUUAAACUGUUUGGAGGAGAACACCAAAGCACAGCAAAUAGUUAUAAUAACCUUGGUGAACUUCAGCUUUUACUUAAAGACUUCCACGCAGCCCUAUAUUCCUCUCAGCAUGCACUUGACAUGCGCCUAAAACUGUUUGGAGAAGAUCACGCAAGCACUGCUAAUAGUUAUUAUGGACUUGGCUUCAUUCAACAUUCGCUUGGAGACUUCACUGCAGCACUAGAUUCUCAACAGCACGCACUUGAUAUACGCCUUAAACUGUUUGGAGAAAACCACUCAGACACAGCUAAUAGUUAUCAUUUACUUGCCGUUACUCAACAUUCACUUGGAGACAACAAUGCAGCACUAGAUUCUCAUCAGCGCGCACUUGACAUAAGCCUUAAACUGUUUGGAGAAAACCACGCAGACACAGCUAAUAGUUAUCAUUUACUUGGCGCCACUCAACAUUCACUUGGAGACAACAAUGCAGCACUAGAUUCUCACCAGCAUGCACUUGACAUCCGCCGUACACUGUUUGGAGAAGAAAACCCAGACACACUUGAUAGUUAUCAUAGGCUGGGCCACAUUCAACGUUCACUUGGAGACGUCAAUUCAGCAUUAGAUUCUAAACAGAGUGAACUUGAAAUCUGCUUAAAACUGUUUGGAGAAGAACAUGCACGUACUGCUGGUAUUUAUCAUACACUUGGCGUCACUCAAUAUUUACUUCAAGACUUCAGCGCAGCACUAGAUUCUGAACAGCAUGCUCUUGACAUCCACCUUAAACUAUUUGGAGAAGAACACACAAGCACUGCUGAUAGUUAUCAUAACCUUGGCACCAUUCAACUUUCGCUUGGAGACUUCAGCGCAGCGCUGGAUUCUGAACAGCAUGCUCUUGACAUCCGCCUAAACCUUUUUGGAGAAGAACACGCAAGUACCGCUGAUAGUUAUGAUAACCUUGGUGCCACUCAACAUUCCCUUGGAAACUUCAGAGCAGCGCUCAGUUGUCAACAGCAUGCACUUGAGAUCAACCGUAAACUAUUUGGAGAAAAAAACACAAGAACUGCUAAUAGUUAUCGAAACCUUGGCGUCACUCAACAUUCCCUUGGAGACUUCAACGCAGCACUAGAUUCUGAACAGCAUACACUUGACAUCCGCCUUAAACUUUUUGGAGAAGAACACGCAAGCACUGCUGAUAGUUAUUAUAGACUUGGCGUCAUUCAACAUUUGCUUAGAAACUUCGACGCAGCACUAGAUUCUACACAACAUUCACUUGACAUCCGCCGUAAACUGUUUGGAGAAGAACACGCAAGCACUGCAGAUAGUUAUUAUGGACUUGGCGUCAUUCAUCAUUCGCUUGGAGACUUCAACGCAGCUCUAGAUUCUGCACAGCACGCACUUGACAUUCGCCGUAAACUGUUUGGAGAAGAACACGCAAGCACUGCAGAUAGUUAUUAUGGACUUGGCGUCAUUCACCAUUCGCUUGGAGACCUCACCGCAGCACUAGAUUCUAAACAGCACGCACUUGACAUCCGCCGUAAACUGUUUGGAGAAGAUCACGCAAGCACUGCUGAUAGCUUUUAUGAACUUGGCGUCAUUCAACAUUCUCUUGGAGACUUUACUGCAGCACUAGAAUCUAAACAGCGCGCACUUAACAUUCGACGUGAACUGUUUGGGGAAGAACACGCAACCACUGCUGAUUUUUAUCACAGCCUUGGCGACACUCAACAUUCACUUGGAGAC